Molecule: messenger RNA, 1953 nt
Organism: Terrapene triunguis (Three-toed box turtle)
Lineage: Eukaryota; Metazoa; Chordata; Testudines; Emydidae
Gene: RHAG
Product: Rh associated glycoprotein
Exons: 10
Coding region: 46-1338 (430 amino acids)
Biological process (GO): ammonium transmembrane transport; ammonium homeostasis
Cellular component (GO): plasma membrane
Molecular function (GO): ammonium channel activity
Source: RefSeq, a predicted model, not a curated record
AACCUCUCUCUUUAUCAAGCCCUUGCAGCCUUGAGCACUCUCACUAUGCCUUCAGCCUUUGCUACCAACAUGAGGUUCAAAUUCUCUAUCCUGGCGAUUUUUCUGGAGGUGUUAAUUAUCAUUUUAUUUGGGAUAUUUGUAAGAUAUGAAAACAACCAGCCCAUCAAAAAGGAUAAACUAUUACUAUAUCCAUUCUUUCAGGAUGUCCACGUGAUGAUAUUUGUUGGGUUUGGUUUCUUAAUGACCUUCCUGAAGAAAUAUGGAUUCAGCAGUGUCGGUAUCAACAUGCUCAUUGCUGCCCUUGGUCUCCAGUGGGGUACCCUGAUGCAAGGAUUUUGGCACAUGAAGGAACAAAAAAUUAAUAUUGGCAUUGAAAGUAUGAUAAAUGCAGACUUCAGUACAGCAACCGUCUUGAUUUCAUUUGGAGCUGUCCUGGGGAAAACAAGUCCAGUCCAGAUGCUGAUCAUGACCAUUCUGGAGAUCACAAUCUUUUCAUGCAAUGAACAUCUUGUUGUGAACGUACUAAGGGCUACUGAUACUGGAGCAUCAAUGACUAUCCAUGCUUUUGGAGCCUAUUUUGGAUUGGCUGCAGCACGAGUCUUGUAUCGUCCUGGUCUGAAAGAGGGACAUAAAAAUGAAGAGUCAGCCUACCACUCGGACAUGUUUGCCAUGAUUGGUACCCUUUUCCUCUGGCUGUUUUGGCCGAGUUUUAACUCUGCCAUUGCGCACCCUGAUCUCCAGCAGAGAGCGAUCAUUAACACUUACUUUUCUAUGGCUGCAUGCACCCUCACAGCCUUUGCCCUCUCAAGCCUGGUCGAACACAGAGGCAAGUUGGAUAUGGUUCACAUUCAAAAUGCCACCCUAGCAGGAGGAGUAGCAGUGGGUUCCUGUGCCGACAUGAGCAUCUACCCAUUUGGUGCUAUGUUAAUUGGUAGUAUUGCUGGUGUCAUCUCUGUCAUCGGGUUCAAGUUCUUGACUCCAUUCUUUUCUUCUAAACUGAAAAUUCAUGACACGUGUGGAGUCCAUAAUUUACAUGGUUUACCUGGAUUACUGGGAGGUCUUGCAAGCAUCAUUGCCGCUGUGGCACACGUCAAAUGGAGGGAGACUGACUCUCCUUCUGCUCCCAUGCAGGCUGCUGCCCUGGGUUGUACCAUUGGGAUUGCUUUGGUAGGAGGAGCAUUUGCAGGUUUAGUUCUAAACUUGCCUUUCUUGGGACAAGCACCUGAUGAGAACUGCUACGACGACUCAGUUUACUGGGAGGUUCCAGCAGAAGAGAGCCAACCUGCUGGUCAGUUCAGUGACGCUGGGGAUCACAGAACAGUCAACCUCAAUGUGUAGGAUGAAUUCUCCAUCAUUAAUUCCUGUCCUAGUGGUGCUGUUUCCAGUUUCUAAUUGAAAGAGACAAUAUCUAAAUAUCAUCUACACCACUCAUUGUUUUCAAUACGUAAAGGCAGGUGUAGAUAGCUGUGUUCUUUUUCAAACCCAAACAAACUUUAUUUCGAAUGUCAUCACUGACAAAUGUGAUACACACAAUGCAAACGCAUUUGAGGAUCCUCGAUAUACAUUUUAUUUUUCUAACCUGAAAGAUGCUAACUGAUAUGCAGUAUUCUUUGUAUUUUAACCAUCCGUCAUCACUGAGGUUGUUUUAACAUACAGAUUUCCUAUCUAUGUGUUUCUAAUGUGCCUUUCACCCUGGUACCAUAUUUGACUGCAAAAUUUCAGAUUUGGGAAUGUUUCUUUUUACACAUUGAACAUGCUGAAUCACAAAAGACUUAAAAACAUACCCUUUAAGCUACUAGGUGGAAUCAAUUAGAGGCUGAAGGGGAUCAGUUAGUGUAGAUUAUUUAGAUUGCCAAAAGGUUUUUCACUAAAAUGUCCUUAAAUUGUAGCAAGGGAGGUUUACAUUGGACAUUAGGAAAAACUUCCUAACUGUCAGAGUGGUUCAGCACUGGA